AUGGAAUACCAACAUGUUAACGAAUCUAUGGGAGAAGAGACUCCAUUAUCAACUAUCAUGGCUUCACAAGAGCUACAGCCUCUUGAGUGUUUUGGGCUGGUCCGUCGACAAGAAGAGCUUGACAUACACGAUCUGGAUUUAUGGUGCGGGUUGUUGAGUAUUGUGUUUAAGAAGACAGAGUGGACAGAUUAUCUUAUCACACCGAGUGAUGAUACCAAUCUACAUCUGCACCAAUACUCUGUUUCCAAAAAGCAUCAUGCAUACAUUAUUUCUUGGGCUUAUCUCACGUAUGGCCCCGACCGCACCAGAAAAACCGACAUGCGUCUCUUUCAAAUGGUCAUUGAUAACUGGAAGAAAGUCACAUCUAAAAAGCUUCGUUGGAUUGUUAUCCGAGGUAUUUCCAACAAUGAGGCCAAAGAGUCGAUGUACAACGAGUUCUUAAGGCAAGGGGUGGUACUUGAGGGUAAUAAUUGCGUUGAGGUUAAUGCAACGCUGGAACAAAGCCUCUAUUGUGGGAACCCCUUUAUGAAAUGCUUGUUUAAGCUAGCCGAUGGACUCCAUACGACGGUCAGCAAUAUAAGAGCAGAAGCUCUUCUCAGGGCUAACUCAAUGCUGUAUAUGGAACAUUGUGCUUGGGUGGUAGUUUCUGCCAUUGGAAGUCUUGAAGAUGAGCAAAUGGGUAUUGCGACAUGUUUUCGGGGUAGCCAACCGGAAUUACCUCAGAGAGUACUUCGCAUCAAUAGACUUCGCGACUAA
Truncatella angustata is the source of this 756-nucleotide messenger RNA. RefSeq lists its product as uncharacterized. The transcript has 3 exons. The record is from RefSeq and is a predicted model, not a curated record. Bases 1 to 756 code for a protein of 251 amino acids. NCBI's taxonomy places the organism in Eukaryota, Fungi, Ascomycota, Sordariomycetes, Amphisphaeriales, Sporocadaceae.